CUUUAAUAAAAAAUAACAUUUAAAAAUUAAUAGUUACAAAUAGGCAAUAUUAAAAUGAGUAAUUAACUUUAAAAACUUUAACUAAUAAUAAUAACAUUGUAUCUUUAGUUGGAAAUUGAAGACUUUAAAUUCCGCGCCAAUUUUGUGACCCAAAAACUGUAAGGUUAGUUUUUUUUACGACACAACAAAUUUGUAAUUUUUUACGAUUAUUUUUUUGAGUAAAAGGCAUUUAUACAACUGAAUUUCGCGAUGUUUGUGGAAAUUUUGCGGCUAGGAGAAGAAGAAGUUUUAAAUAGAUUUUCUUUAGGAGCACAUAUUUUAGGGCGCGGCCCUGUUUUACAGUGUAACGACAAGCGAGUAUCACGAAAUCACGCUACUUUGGAAGUUACACAAGAUCACGUUAGACUAACUUCUAUCCAUGUUAAUCCUUGUUUUCUCAAAGCAGCAGAAAGCAAAACUUUAACAAUUCUAUCAAAAGAUUCAAGCACCCAACUGAAUAAUGGCGAUAGUUUUGCAUUUCUUCCUGAAGAUUAUUGGUUUAAAAUUCAAAUUGUGCAUGAAGAUUUAAAUGAUAGCACUCAUAAUGAUGCAAAUAAAAGUGAUGCGGUGGUGAAGAGACCACAUGAAACUUGUGAAGAAGAAGUACCACCAGAUAAAAAGAUUAAAAUUGAAGAAAAUGCAGUUAAUGAAGAAGUACAAAUGGAAAUAACGAAUGAAAUAGACGUAACUGAUUCAGAAGUGAAAGUAAAACCCUCUGCUUCGAAUAAAACUGAAGAAAAUGAAGUUAAUGAAGUACAAAUGGAAAUAACGAAUGAAAUAGAUGUAACUGAUUCAGAAGUGAAAGUAGAACCCUCUGCUUCGACCUCAAUCCAAGAUGAAGAAAUUUCAAGUAACGUGCCCGAAGAUGAAGAAAAGGAACAAACGUCCAAGGAAAUUAAAAAAGAAGAUCCAGAGGGUGAAAAUCCCAGCACUUCAAGCCCCAGACUACGACGUGAGCGUUGCUGGUAUGGAGCUCAAUGUUACAGAAAAAACCCAGCUCACAGAGAAGAAUUCACCCAUCCAGGCGACUCCGACUUUGAGAGUGACCCAGAAGACAACAGACCAACAUGCAGUUACGGCGCUUCAUGUUACAGAAAAAAUAAAGACCACAGAAGAAAUUACAAACAUCCAUCACGACAACCCCCUGGGAAAAAAAAAAGGUCCAGAAAGAAAGUUCAGCGUUUAAAUGUGGCCGAUAGUCAAGAAAUGCGCGAGUUGGAUUCCGAUUCUGAGGAAGAUCCUUUUGUUGUUAGUGAUGAUAGCGAAGAAUAUGAAGGAGAGUCAGAUGAUGAUGAAACAGAUUGGGAAGACUCACAAAAUGCGGAUGAGGAUAGCGAAAAUGUUAAAAGAUUGGUCAAGGAAGCGAAAAAAUUUGUAAAUAAAUAGUUUUGAUAAUAAAUUAUUGAUAUUGCAACAUUA
Tribolium madens (black flour beetle) is the source of this 1458-nucleotide messenger RNA. Its product is annotated as aprataxin and PNK-like factor. The coding region runs from base 250 to 1425 and encodes 391 amino acids. NCBI's taxonomy places the organism in Eukaryota, Metazoa, Arthropoda, Insecta, Coleoptera, Tenebrionidae. Gene Ontology annotation, cellular component: nucleus; site of double-strand break. Gene Ontology annotation, biological process: double-strand break repair. The record is from RefSeq and is a predicted model, not a curated record. Gene Ontology annotation, molecular function: DNA-(apurinic or apyrimidinic site) endonuclease activity; protein binding; 3'-5' exonuclease activity. The transcript has 4 exons.